Messenger RNA from Acanthocheilonema viteae, 582 nucleotides. The record is from the annotation of a GenBank genome assembly. Lineage: Eukaryota; Metazoa; Nematoda; Chromadorea; Rhabditida; Onchocercidae.
AUGUCGGGAAAAGAACAGUCGGGUAACGGCAUACCGUCAGCACCACUAGAAGGAAAUCCUUCGUCAAAUGUAACUGCUCAAAAUACUUCUUCGGCAGUAUGUCAACAGCCAUCUGUGCAACCUGUACUUCUUGAGCCGCAUCCUUCAGUUGGGUGUGGUAUGGGAUUACCACCGUACAGAGAACCUCCUCCAUCAUAUCAAGCAGCAAUGGCAUAUCCAGCUGCUUCUGGACCAUAUUCGACUAAUUCAAAUGAUACAACGUUUCCGAAACCUUAUAGUGCUCUUCCUCCAUAUCCUCUGCUGUCAGUUCCAAACCACAUGUUUCCACCAGCAUCACCUCCUUCACUACCUUCAGCGUCAUCACAACCUCCUCCAGUUGUAGUACCACGUGAGAUCCAAGCACCACGUGCAGGACAUUGCACCUACUGUGGAAUUGGAAUUCUGUCUGGACAAACGGACCUGUUUUGUUUAAUCUGUCUGGUGUUGCUAGCAGUAUGUACAUUUCCGGUUGGUUUACUAUUUCUAUGUUUCAUUCCAUGCACAGUUCACAAACGAUGCAGUCACUGCCGCAGGAUUGGAUAG